AUGGAUGAAGAAGAAGACGAUUUCUAUGACCCCGUUGAUGCGGUGCCGACAGCGCAAUUGCAAAAUCCACCCCAGAAUGCAGCUCAGGAUGGCAACUUCACGGAAAACGAUGAUGAGAUCGAGGAAGAGGAAGAAGAUGAUGAUGAUUUCAAUAUCAUCACAGAAGCACCCGAAGGCGCACCACCUCCCGAAGCUUCUCACCCUCGCCAUGCAAGCUUACGGCAAGAACCACCAAGACCAUCCUCAACUGACCCAGCCUUGGCUGUGAGGUCUGUUACCCCGUCGGCAACACCGCGAUAUGAGACAGCCACUCCGGUACCCGGGCACCCAGCCGCGCAACCUUCGAACGAAAAGCCCGGCUCUGCCUACCCAGCCAUUCACAGCUCAACCAUUGAUAUCAAUGCAAAUCCGGUCCACCCUACCACAGGGAAGCCAAUAAUGUCCACUGACAUGGACGCCGACUUCCCAACUGACGACAAGCCCUGGCGACGACCCGGGUCCGACCUCUCGGAUUACUUCAAUUACGGAUUUGAUGAAUUCACAUGGGCAGGAUACUGUCUGAAGCAGCAGGGUGUGCGACAAGAAGUCAGCAGCCAAAAGAAGCAAAUGGACGAUAUGCAGGCUUUCAUGGGCAUGGGCAUGCCCCCAAUGCCCGGCGCACCGCCAGGUCCUGCUGCCCCAGCCAGCGCUGCACCACCCAUGGCCGGCAUGGCCGGCAUGCCAGAUAUGAACUCUGAUAUGAUGCAAAGUAUGUUGGCGUCUAUGAUGUCCCAAGGCUUGGACCCAUCUUCCAUGGACCCAAUGGCUUUCAUGCAGCACGCGCAGUCGAUGAUGCCCGGUGGUGGUCAGCAAGGUCAACCUGGCUUCGGAGGUCAGCCUCAGGGCCAGGGAUUCAACCAAGGGGGUCAAGGGCAGAUGGGCUAUGGGGGAUACGACCAACGCGGAGGUUACGGCGGCCGAGGCCGCGGGCGACGAUGGUAG
Penicillium soppii is the source of this 981-nucleotide messenger RNA. RefSeq names its product cleavage polyadenylation factor subunit FIP1 (gene fip1). The transcript has 3 exons. Gene Ontology annotation, molecular function: RNA binding. Gene Ontology annotation, cellular component: mRNA cleavage and polyadenylation specificity factor complex. Bases 1 to 981 code for a protein of 326 amino acids. The record is from RefSeq and is a predicted model, not a curated record. NCBI's taxonomy places the organism in Eukaryota, Fungi, Ascomycota, Eurotiomycetes, Eurotiales, Aspergillaceae.